AUGCUCUUCUCGAGGGGAAAACUCGACCGCUAUCUACACAGCCAAAAUGGCGAACCACCAUGGGCUCUCGUAACCGGUGCCAGCGACGGCAUCGGCAGGCAAUUCGCCGAUGUCCUAGCAUCCCGCGGCUUCAACGUGAUCAUCCACGGGCGCAACGCGCAGAAAGUCCAGCUCGUGAUCGACGACCUGAGCCGCGCCCACCCCAACCGCGCAUUCCGCGCUCUCAUCGCCAACGCAGUCCACUGCAGCACGGGUGGUCACUCGCCCCUCCUAGAAGCCCUGCUGCGCCCCCUCGACGACCUCAACCUAACCGUCCUAGUCAACAACGCCGGCGGCGCCGACCCUUCGCUACGGCCCCUCCAGCACAUCAGCAGCGCCGAGCUAGCCUCCAACAUACUCCUCAACGCGACAUUUCCCACACUGCUCACGGCGCGCCUGCUGCCCUUACUCAUGCGCCACGAGCCCAGCCUCGUGCUCAACGUCGGGUCGAUGUCGGACGCAGCGCUGCCGCUCACAGCCGCCUACUCGGCCAGCAAGGCGUACCUAGCAUGCCUGUCGGCGCAGCUGCGGCGCGAGAUGAUGCUCGAGGGUCGUGAUGUCGAGGUCUUGUGCGUGCGGCUGGGCACCACGACGGGGACGGCGCUGAAUAAGACCCCGCCGAGCUUCUUCAUGCCGGAUGCGAAGACUGUGGCGGAGGCGGCGCUGGAGAGCGUGGGGUGUGGGAGGGCGAUCGAGCUUGGCGCAGGCGGCAUGAUGGCCUGCAGCGCCCUUCUGGCCGCCAUCAGAUGA
Messenger RNA from Anthostomella pinea, 789 nucleotides. Lineage: Eukaryota; Fungi; Ascomycota; Sordariomycetes; Xylariales; Xylariaceae. The record is from the annotation of a GenBank genome assembly.